Balaenoptera ricei (Rice's whale) is the source of this 9584-nucleotide messenger RNA. RefSeq names its product heart development protein with EGF like domains 1 (gene HEG1). Bases 1 to 4401 code for a protein of 1466 amino acids. NCBI's taxonomy places the organism in Eukaryota, Metazoa, Chordata, Mammalia, Artiodactyla, Balaenopteridae. Gene Ontology annotation, molecular function: calcium ion binding. The transcript is spliced from 18 exons. Gene Ontology annotation, biological process: heart development. The record is from RefSeq and is a predicted model, not a curated record.
AUGGCUUCGCCGCCGCCUCCGCUCCUGCUGCUGCUGCUGCCGCUGCUGCUGCUGCUGCCGCCGGCCGCCCCCGGGACGCGGGGCCAGUCGCCCUCCCCGGGAGGCGCGGGGCCGGCGGGGUCGACCGAGCCCGGCCCCGAGCGCGAGCUGCCGCUGCCCCCGGAGCGCCACGGGCCCGCGCCCCCCGGCCACCGCCAGACGACCCCUGCGCCGGGCGUCGCGACGCGGCCGGGACCCUCGGGCCGGGCACCUGGAGGCAGGAGCGCGGCUGCUGUAAAAAACCACUGGCUAGAAAGCUACACUGAACAACUCCACACAGAAAAUAUUACCUUUGAUCAGAAUCAAGUGGACUUUUCAACAGUGGUCUCCAAAGAGGAUGUGAUGGUUCCGACCCCCAGGAAGAGCCAUGCUUCUUCAGAUGCUCCAGAAAACUUCACUCCACAAACUGAAACAGCAGCUACAGGAAGAAGUGACUCUUCAAGGAGGACAGAUUUCACCAUUUCCCCUGUUGGGCCUGAGAGAGCAGCCGCUCUGACUUCCCAGAGCAGCACCUUAGCCUUGGGAAAGCAUCACCCGUCGUCCAGCAGUUCUGGGUCAGAAGGAAGAACCGCCCCUCCUCACACGGAAAGCGGAACAUCCUGGGGUUCCCCGGCAAGGGGGCAGGGGCUCCCUGAAGAAGUGACGGUGCACACCCAAGUGGCUGCCACUUCAGUUUUGACCCAGUCUUCUCUUCCUGCUGUGGAGGGGGGAGAAGAGACCACACUCCCCAGGCAGAGAAAUUCCUCAGGACCAGAGCUCUCCUGGCUGCCUCUUUCCAGGACACCGGCUUACUUCCCUCCCUCAGACCAGUCCGCAUCUUCUGGAAGUACGGAGGAUUUAAACAACUCCACUGCUGUCCACAGCCCCUCGGUCAGUGGGACAAAGAGUGUCCAUGUUGCUACCAUGUUCCCCGACGGUGUCCCAAGGAUGCUCCAGUCUUUAGCCAUCAGUCCAGGACCUCUAAAUGAGACAGAGCAUUUCCCUGAGGACUCUGAAAUGACCACAACUUCAGCAUCAGUCCAUUCUUCACCCUCUGAGGCAGGGUGGAGAAGAAACAGUGGAGUAGUCAGGAGCCCAGGGGAUGGGGAACUCACAGAGCCAUCCACGGAAAAUGGAGUUGGCCUUACGUCUUCCAAGGUCUCAGGAGAAUUUUGGCAAAAUGAUUCCCCAACCUCCAGAGGACACCAACUCGCCAGCAGCUCUGGUACGGGGAGUGGCAGCCCCGUGUCUCAGACAGCGACUGUGUCUCGGUCAGUCCCGCCGGCAAGAGGUGGAGAGAGCACUGCUCGCUGGUUCUUGACCGACAGCGAGCCGUUCGCAAAUGCGACCGGAAGCUCCACUUCCCAUCCUGAGGUUGUGAACGCUUCGGAUUUGACCCGGUUUUCAGCCUCCGCCCCACAGUCUCGAGGAAGUGACCCAGCGCCUGGUGAGAGGAACUACUCUGAACCGGCCACCGACUCCUUGUCUUCAUCCUCCUCAGAAAGCCUGGGCUCCUCGGCACCACGCGGGGAGCGCUCCACCACCGAAGACAGUCCUGAGCUGGCCGUCAGUUCUGAAGUGGAGGAGGGGGCUUCUGAGGGGGUGCCCGGAGCCCGCGCUCACAGCCCGCACACCUGGGCUACUUUCACUGGAGUCGGAGAGCGCACGCUGCGAUCUCUCACCAAGGGCAGCACGACUCCUGGGGAUGUGGAGCGCUCAGCAGCGACGCCCAGAGACGCGGAGCGCCCCACUCAGCGGGGGAACGUGACGGCGACCUGGGACGCCCACCCGGUCUCGGGUUCACUGGCAGCCUCGCGAGUCCUUGGAGGUGACGGAGUCACUGGAAUGAGCUACGAUGCAGUGAGCGGCACCCACCCUGAACACGGGACGUCCAGUGACUACACAGACCACACCUACGUUUCAGCUCCUUUCACCAAAGGGGAACGGGCACUGCUGUCCAUUGCAGACCACAGCUCAUCCUUGGACGUAAGGGAGAGUUCCACCUCUUCUGUUAAGAUCUCAGGCUCUUUGCAUUCAGACUCUUCUUCCCCUUCUCAGGCUCAGACAGAGAGAAGCAACGUCUCAUCCCACGGUGGGGAAUACGCUCAGUCUUCCACUGAGGCACUAGUUCUGCGCACGGCCAGCCCUCCAUCCCGCACACCCACCGUUAAUAUGCUGACCACUCUGGUUCUUCUGGACACCGACGCUGAAUCCAUUGGCGAUACAUCGUUGUCUUCUUCGUCAGGGCCCCCCUUGCCCCAGCCCUCAGUGUCACAGCCCUACCGGUUCUCGUCAUCCUUGCCACCGACCAGGGCCUCCACUCACCCACCGCAGUCCGCCCCUGAUGUGCCCACACCUUCGUCUUCCUCGCCACCACCCUCACUAGUAUCCCUGACAGCAUCUGCCCCUGUCUCGCCGUCUGUCUCACAGACAGUCCUCCCACCUUCAUCUUCUACCCUGGUCCUGCCCAAGGCAAGGGACACUCCUGUGACUUCAGCUUGGACGUCGAUAAUGGCAUCAUCCGUGGCAACGUUCCCCAGCAGUCAAACAGCAGAUCCUAAGAACCAGAGCAGCCCACACCUUGAGAAGAUCGUUACGGAAUCAAAGCCACAGAGCCUGGAGACUGUGCCCGUGGAGGCCACGGAAACUGUAACAGUGAGGUCUACUCUGGGGAUCCCUUUGCCCCUGGCCUUAACGGAGUCCUCCGCUGAGCAAACCCUUCCAGCCACGAGCACCAGCUUAGCCCAGACAUCUCCAGCUUUGGUAGCUACCACUCUCCAGACCUCUCAUCCCCCCGCGCCCAGCCCCCAACCCCCAUCAAGCACAGCAUCUCUGACGGGUGGUCCUACCACAGUACAGACAGUGGCUGGAAAACGGCUCCCGCCAACCAGUCCUGAAAUUCUAGUGGUACGCAUCUCAACAGAAGGUGCCGUCACCACAGAAAGGAACCCAGUGAAUAGAGAUGCUGCCACCGGAUCGAUCGCCCUGACCAGUGCGCCCAUGUCAGCAAAAGAAUGGACCACGGGGCUUGCCCCUACAGAAGAGCACAGCCUGGCUUCACGUUUCCUCAGAACAUCUCCUUCCCCCCAAAGCACAUCUGUUUCUACAGCUAAGGUGUUGACAUCUACAUCGACCACCUUCACUGCUCAGAGCAGCACCCAGUCGUCCACAGCCCCGUCAUCUCCAGCCUCAGUUAACAGCUGUGCCACUAACCCUUGUCUUCAUGAUGGGAAAUGCGUUGUGGACCCCACCAGCCGUGGGUACCAGUGUGUGUGCUCACCUUCCUGGCAAGGAGAUGACUGCAACGUGGAUGUGAAUGAAUGCCUCUCAAACCCCUGCCCACCCCUGGCCAUGUGCAACAAUACUCAGGGAUCCUUCACCUGCAGAUGCCCAGUGGGGUACCAGCUGGAAAAAGGGAUAUGCAAUUUGGUUAGAACCUUCGUGACAGAGUUUAAAUUAAAGAAAAUGUUUCUUAAUACCACCAUGGAAAAACAUUCAGACCUCCAUGAAGUUGAAAAUGAGAUCACCAAAACGUUAAAUGUGUGUUUUUCAACAUUACCUGGUUAUACCCGAUCCACAGCUCAUGCUUCUAGGGAGCCCAGCGUGGUGGUGAUGUCACUGCAAACCACCUUUUCCCUGGCCUCCAACGUGACGCUGUUCGACCUGGCCGAUGGGAUGCAGAAAUGUGUCAACUCCUGCAGGGCCUCUGCUGAGGUCUGCCAGCUCUUGGGGUCUCAGAGGCGGAUCUUUAGAGCGGGCAGCUUGUGCAAGCGGAAGACUCCAGAAUGCGACAAAGAGACCUCCAUCUGCACCGAUCUGGACGGGGUCGCGCUGUGCCAGUGCAAGUCUGGCUACUUCCAGUUCAACAAGAUGGACCACUCCUGCCGAGCCUGUGAAGAUGGAUAUAGGCUUGAAAAUGAAACCUGCAUGAGUUGCCCAUUUGGCCUUGGUGGUCUCAACUGUGGAAACCCCUAUCAGCUUAUCACUGUGGUGAUCGCGGCAGCGGGAGGUGGGCUUCUACUUAUCCUGGGCAUCGCACUGAUUGUUACCUGUUGCAGAAAGAAUAAAAACGACAUAAGCAAGCUCAUCUUCAAAAGUGGGGAUUUCCAAAUGUCCCCAUAUGCUGAGUACCCCAAGAACCCUCGCUCACAAGAAUGGGGCCGAGAAGCUAUUGAAAUGCAUGAGAAUGGAAGCACCAAAAACCUCCUCCAGAUGACGGAUGUCUAUUACUCGCCUACAGGUGUAAGGAAUCCUGAACUUGAACGAAAUGGACUCUACCCGGCCUACACUGGAUUGCCAGGAUCACGGCAUUCUUGCAUUUUCCCCGGACAAUAUAACCCAUCUUUCAUCAGCGAUGAGAGCAGGAGAAGAGACUACUUCUAAGUGCAGCAGAGAGAGGGGCCCGUUGCUGCGACUGCACCAGCGGAGCACCUCCCGCCGGCCGGGCCCAGGACUUGUGCAGCCACACCUGAGCGGCCAGUGGAGAGGGGACGGGCGUGGGGGGGUGUGUGACCACAGUGGAAGGGGACAGCUGGAGCCCGUGGACGUGGAGCUGCAGGCUGCUCAUCCGGCACCUUCAUUGCUACUGUGAAUGUGAACACGGGCCAGUACGGUAGAGUCCCCGCAUGACGGCAGCUUGGCCGUGGCUUCGGGGUGACUGUUAAUUAGGGCUGAUCAUCAGGCAUCGGUGCAAGGACCCAGGUUUUCCUUAGUUUGCACUUUAGUAAAUGCAAAAGUAGGGAGGGAGGUCUCCUUUUGGAUGUUUCUCAAGACUGCUCCAGAAAGAAGGCCUCUUCUACUCGGGCACUUCCAUAGGCCUCAAUUUGGUGAUUCAUUUACAGCAAAAUACCGGCUCUUUUGUUGUUUUCCUGCCCAGUAGCUACGUGCUGAACGACAGAUGCCGAUGGACACACCACUAGUGUUUGGAGAUGCUGGAGCUUAACACACCCUCUUAAGUCGUCUCGUGCUAUGUUCUCCAAACAAACCCCCAAAAUGAGGAACUGAAAUUUGUGAGGCACAGCACACAAUUCCAGUUUGUUUUCUUUAGUCAAGGUGACACAUUUAUCUAGGAUUAUCUUUUUUCCCUUUGCAGUUACAUCUGGAUCAGGGCAAAACAACUUCCAUUUGGUUCUAGUUAGACGCAUCCAGCUGCCCCAUAGUGAGGCCCAGCAAGCACUGGACGAAGGCCCUGGUGGAAGGGUGCCAUCCCUGAGGGCAGUGCAUGGUGCAUGGGCUCUGACCUCCAUCCUUGAGGCCGAGGCUGCUACAUGUGGAGUAGAAGUGGAGAGCUCAGUGCGGGUUGGGUCUGAGCUGGUACUUCACCACUAAUGGAGAAGCAGCUUUUGUUGUUGCUGCAGCUGAACAUGGUUAGGGAAACGGGCUGAACAGGCGUAUUCGAUUGUCUGAAACACCAGUGCUUUGGGAAGCCGGGCGUGCGGUUCCUGAGGAAGACUAGGGAGCUGGGCUGGAGCUACACGUGCGCCUGCUUACCCACCAGUGCGGCAUCUUUGCCAGUAGCACCGAUCUCGUCCGCAAACUCAGUGUCGGUUGAGUGGUUCAGCCAACCACUCAAAGCUAUUUAUUCAUUGAAGAAAUAACUUAUUUUCUCUCAAACGGUAAUUUGUAACUCUUUGUACUACUACGGAGUUCCCUCCAGAAACAUGGGUAUAAUUCAAGUCAGCAUUGGAGAACUAAAGACUUCUGGCCAGUUAGGGAGUUGAGCGUUUGCCUUGGGGAAGGAAAUUCCACGCGUCUUACUUAACGGUGGCUGAAACGUGGGUCCUGCGAGGGGGGCAUAUCCAGUGCUGUGCCUUUAACUGCUGCUUGUGGAACUGUGAUCGUUCUCACCUGCCUUUGAACAUCCUGGUUCCGGAUGAAGUGAAGAGAACACAGAGGUAAAAGAAUUGUUCCCACCCUGAAGCUCGGAGCUCAGUGGCACCCACACUUCUGGAAAUGGUGCAGCCUUUGGAGACGGUUCUGUCCCGGGCAUGGUUGUUUCUUCAAGGUUCUCUAAGCUCUUCAGAAUGAAUCUAAUCAUUAGUCUUAUGUAAUCCUCGUCCAAACAGUUUUAAGUGCAAACUCCUGAGUCCCGUGGUCUCCACGAGUCACCAUUUCCCUGCUGCAGCAGGAGUACUAGUCAGCUGUGAUACCACUUAGUAGUUUAAAUUGCAUUCAUCUCAUGAGAUAGAUACAAAAAGAAUUCUGUUUUGUUAGUGGGUGCCAACUUAAAAUUUCAGAGCAUCCCCUUUUAGAAAUCUUGGGUCUGACCUCUCUCCGUGCAACCGAACGGCCGUCUGUGCCUCGUGAUCUCCCAUCUAACUGGAGAGCUCGAGCUCCUACACUCAGCACACCUGAGCCAGCAGGCCGGGGCCUGAGGGAGGCAGCUGCUUCUGGGCCUUGGGCGCAGAGCCUCGCUUGCCCCCGGGACCCGGAGCCACAAUGGGGGCUGUCCCCAGGCAUACAGGCCUGCCGCCUCCAGCUGACAGAUCAUCGCCUGUGCCAGGGUCGGAAGCUGUAUGCUUCACGACGUGAAGCAUUCUGUCCCCAAAGCAUCCUGGAGCAGAAUCUCAAGAUCCAGAAAAGAGUGUGCUGUGAGUUCCAAGAAUGCUUUCCUGGGAGUGGCUUUUGUGCAUGUGAAGUGGAUUAAGAGUGCUGUUUUUCCUUUUACUGUGAAAAAGGGAGGCCCCCAGCAAGGUUGAGUUCACAUCGUAUCUGCCGUUUCUAGGAGGCUUGCAGGGUUGGGGGCGGGUGGCCGUGCCAGUGCCGGCUGCUUGCCUGGGUAAGGAAGGCAGAGGCUGGCUUUGUUCCUGCUUGGGGUUAAAUACCUCUAGAGGGUCCUCCCUGAGCCGAGACACAGCUGGUGGGGCGGCAGCCCCUGGGAUGGGGGACAGGCUGGCUGCACCCCUGGUGAGCAGAAGCCCUCGCCUCCGGCACAGGUGCUGUGUCAGUCCCUGUACCUGGCGUGUGCGAGCCCUGUGCACAGAAAUGCCUGGGUCCUGCGUGGGAGCCCCACAGCUGGGGGCGGUGGAGGAAGCUGCCCAUGAGACACUCAGACGUCUGCAGGGAAGAGUGAGGCCGCGUGGAAACCCACGUCCCGCAGCAGGCGGAGCACGGUGACUCUCAAGGCAGGGAGAUGCUCACUGGGGCCCCCCGGCAUCUGCAGGUUUUGUCGAAGCUCCAGAGGGUCUUAUUUCUGGUGUCUUUUCCUCUUGCCCCAUGAGCCAGCCCAGGGCACUAGAGACAAUUUAGAAAGCCUGAAUAGUCCCAACAGGCAUCUCAUGUGUUCCCACCACAUCCCGGCUCUGUGCAGCGUACGUGGCCUUACCGCACCCUUGUAAGGUGGGUGUGAGAGAGCCCAUUUCUCGGACAUGGGACCCUUCAGAGGGGAUAAGUACCUUGCCUUGGAGGGCCAGGACUCAAACCCUUCUGCCUGGCUUGUUCUCGCUGUACCUCUUGCCUCACCUCCCUGGCAGAUGCCUCACCAUCCAGUGUCAAAGAGAGCUGGAGAGAGCGGGCUUAAAAUAAAAGUUGUUUAUUUUAAGAACUUUAAUAUUAUUAAACAGUAACUAAACUAAUGCCAUGAAGUACAAAAGCAAAAUGUUGAAACAGUCCUUUCAGGUCUGUUGUUACAUGUAUUUCUUGGAUGCUUGCGGUCGUCAUCAAGGUAACAGUGGCUGGCUCAUGCUUGUUAGCAAGAAGCAUAUUGGUACGUGGCUUUGGUUGAGGGAGGUGUAUGGUGAUGACCUGGGUGCUUGACAGACACGGCCAGGCUUAGACAUCUGUCUGAGGGCUGCCUUGCCCUGCUCCCGCGGUGAAGCCAUGUUUCCCACGUACUGGAAGCAUGUUUUUGUGAACAUGAUCCGAGUCUGGAACAUAUUCAGUUGAAAUGUCUUAAAUGCUGACAAAUCUUCCUCCUUUGACAAAAGUUUGUUUUCAGAAGCAGCUAAGUCAUUUAGAGCCAAAAUUGGCUGAGUGGAUAGUGUAAUCAAGCUGGCUGAUAGCAUUUGAGGUCAAAAGCUAAGAUGUAACCGUUAAGUUCUUGAAGAGGUCGUUCUUAAUGUUGGCCCCAAUGGGAGGGCAACAUCUUUGCAAGAUGAGGCUGGAUGGCUGCCCACGAAAAUGUCAUUGAAGGAUGAUAUUCAUUCAGAUGUGAAAGUUCCCAGAGCAGACACGUCAGGGUCACUCCUCACAAGUGGCUUCUUGGGGCCUCCAUUAAGCCAUCUUGCCCACUGGUGGUACACCCAGGUGGGUGCCUGUAACUCCAUGAAUGCUGCCUGCAGAAGCAAGAAUGUUCAGGCCAGCUGCUUCUGGCUUAGUUUAGCCUAACACACCCCAAACUAGGGUUUUGACCCAUGGUUCUAAGAUACACUGAUUUCAAAACUAGAGCACUUCUUUGGAGAGAGGAAGAAAGCAAAGUUCAGUAUCUCAGUAUUUUGUAUCUUAUUGAAAACCACCUUUAGUAUCAGAGAUAUUUUUUCUGUGUGAAAACUUCUGUGGGGAUUAGAAGGGACAUUUCAUUUCCUUCUUCUUGACAAAGCGUCAUUCUGAGGUUCUCAUGUGCAUUUUUGGAAAUAGAUACGGUUUUGUAGAGUUGGCUGUUAAGUAUAUGCUCUUUUUUCUUUUUCUUUUCUUGGCUCCCCAGAGAAGGAACCUGGUUAAACUACUAGAAAGAUUAAAGUUUUAAUUGUCAGUUAAUUUGUUGUGCUAAAGUAUCUUUUCAAGAGUGUUAUAAUCCAUCCUAUUUGGUGUGAAGUGCUCACAGAAAACCCUGUGAAACCAAAGGGGACAAUUGAGGUCUAAAAAAAGACAUAUCUUAGACUGGCUCUGUUCUCAUGGCAUUUUAAAGAGGAUAUUUAAAAGGAUUUGCAUAUUAGAUUCUAGCUUUAUCCUUUUUUUCUUGGAUACAUAAUAAUGCACUUCAGGUGCAGAGUUCUUGGAUAGGAAGGAUGGGACUAGACAGGGAUGGGAUGGAACCUGUCUAGCUGGGAAACUAACCCAGGUUUCUGUAUUACUUCACCUAUUUCUUAAAAGAUCUCUCAUCAUGGGUUGCUGUGAGUUUUGUUAAUGUUUGUGUUGCUGGAUUUAUGGUUAAAUGAAGCAUGUAGCUGGAAGAUGAACUUCUGAGUUUUCACAUUGUCCCAGAUUUCUCCUUGCAGACCUUUAAACCUUAGCCCCUGGUUGAUUGUGUUAAAUCCAUUAUGAGAAUGUUAUUUAAAGUUGUAUUAUAAUUGCAACCUCCACGAAUUAUUCAGUACUGUAGCAGCAAAGUAUUUGUAAGAAUUCGAUUAUUUUUAUACUUAUAUCCACUAUAAGUCUGGCGUUCUAGUCAGUAAAAUGAUGCAAUAAAGUCAAUAUCAUUUUCACUGUGUUUUUCUCGUCAUAACAAACAAACCACAGCAGACUGCAACAAGUUCAUUUUUAUGAGGGCAUCAUUUAAACAACAGAGCUGCACUGUGAACUCUUACAUGGCACAUGUAGGGGAUGAGUCACUUCUGUAUCCUCAGUGCCUAUAACAAGUGAGGAAAUAUGCUUUUUUUUUUUUAUAAAGCACAUUUAAAACACUGUAA